AUGUCCAGGCCACACCAGCUAUCUCUGAUCGAGAGACUGCUCGACCACAGUCAACCGAAGUUGGCAGCCCCGCGCCUACCCAGACUGCUCCCCUCCUCCCCUCCUCUUCUUCCCACUCAUCUACCCUCCCUGCCUCUACUUCCUCUCUCUCCUCUAAUCUCUCCUCCUCCUCUUCGUCUUUCCCUUCUGCUCCUCUCCCCAACUCUUCCUCCCUCUCUUCUCCUACCCUCUCCACCUCCCUUCCAAAUCUCCAAUCCCCCAAUCCCGAUCUCGCUACACCACCAGACGAUAAAUCUGCUGAAAAUGCUGUAG
This is a messenger RNA of Nezara viridula (southern green stink bug), 312 nucleotides long. Lineage: Eukaryota; Metazoa; Arthropoda; Insecta; Hemiptera; Pentatomidae. The record is from the annotation of a GenBank genome assembly.